GCUGGUCUCUCUGGGGCAAAAAAAUAAUAAAAAUAAAAAUAAAAAUAAAAACCCCCACGGCAAUUUGGGACAGACAGGACGAGUUGGAGCGUGAGGGACUCCAUACAAAAGUGGGUAAUGGGCUCCACCAACGCCUGGCCUUGUCGACCAUUCCUCGUUGAAUCAUUUAGCCCAUUUCGACCCGACUCCUCCGCAAGCCCGUGCUUGUGUAUACCUCUUCUGUCUGCCGUCGGAUGAACAUAUAUCUGAUUGACGACUCCAGUUCUUGGAUCAUUGCCUUCCCUGCUACGGUCAACUCUAUAGUCCACUAUAGUGAACUUUACUGAGAUUCUCUUUUCCCCGCCAAUUUCCAACCACGCACACCGCUCGGCCUCAGGCACACCAGGGAUACUCGCCCUCCAUUUAUAGAGCGACCUCGCUCCCCUGGUCGAUCCCUGGCCAGAUUCCCAAACUCCUUUCUGAUUGUUCGGUUUUCUUGGUGUUCCCUGCAUUCUUUUUUCUCUUUCUUACUGCGCUUUUCUCUUGUUUCCCCUCAACUACUGAAUUCACCGACAAGCCAAAACUGCCGAACAAGCUUCGUUCCUCUGCCACUUCUCCGAACCCUGACCACUUCCCCCUCUCUCCUUCUUGCAUCUCCGCCCGCAUACCCACAAUUUACCAGGUCCCCGCGCCUGAAAUUUAUGCUCGCCGACGCUUAGUUUUAGCCCUUUAACCCCGCUACGCGCGCGCCUUUCCGUGUCUGGCCAUUUCGCCUCUAGGUCUCUAGACUGCACGGCCGUGUCCUACUUGCACGAUAUCCCUUCACAUUCCAGGGUUGCCGACGUUACGAUUGAUAUUGGAGUGCCGUGAUUAAAAGGUACAAUCUGUUGUCACUUACGAUUCCCUUACUCGCCAACCUUCUUCCGGCGAGGUGUCCUUGAGCAAUUGGAAUUGCUCGUCUAGGACCCUAGAAAAACCAUUCUACCGUGUCUUCUUUCAUUGCGCGCGCUCCAAGAAGCAUAUUUGGACUCCGCUGCUAGGAUCAAGCGCACCUACAACAAUGGCAUCUGUCACUUCAAUAUCGUCCGAGAAGGACAACGAGGAAGAUCGCGACAUCAUGCACGAGGAGGCGAUCGAAGAUGAGGACCAUGACAUCAGCUUGGAAAUGGAUCCGUCUCAGCGAGAAAAUCUCGAGUUUCACCAUCAAUUAGACGAAUUCCUAUCACCUCUCAGCUUAGAUGAGGGAGUGCUCUACAGAUUGGCUCGUCGCUUUUCUGAAACCUACCGCCACCUGGCCUUGACGUCGGAUCAGCAGUUUUUGCCGACCCCAGUAACUCAGCUGCCUACUGGUCACGAGACCGGCCGAUAUCUGGCAAUUGAUGUAGGAGGCAGUAAUCUCCGGGUUGCUUUUAUUGAGUUGCUCGGUGAAGUGGAUGAGUCGGAUUCCCGCCCUACAGAUGCCUCGAAGAGGUCGCGAGACACCAUUCGCAAGGCUCAGCGACAACGGGUGAAGCGCACACUGGAACGGGCAUGGCCAAUCCAGGAGCACUUGAAGAAGGACAAAGCAGAAGAUUUGUUCUCGUGGAUCGGUGACUGCAUUGCUGAAGUGGUAGCCGAGAGUUUAACGUCGGAUGCCACGAAGAAGGACAUUCCAGCAGAAUUAGAUAUGGGCAUCACCUUCAGCUUCCCAAUCAUGCAAGAAUCGCUGGCCGAGGCGACGCUGAUGCCCAUGGGCAAGGGGUUCGCUAUUACCUCCAAUCUCGAUCUUCGCAACAUUCUUCUCAAUGGAUACGAAAAGCACACCAGGAGACCGAAUGACGAGGAAGAGCCUUCUUCGAAGCGCCGGAAGCUUUUCGCUCUACCGAAGCUAAAGAUCCAGGCCAUUACGAACGACACGGUUGCGACUCUGGCUUCACUUGCAUACAAGGUGAAACAGCUACCCAACAGUCGAGUCGCUAUGGGUAUCAUUGUGGGCACCGGGUGUAAUGCGACCAUUCCGAUGAAGUUGACUGAACUUCACGAAUCCAAGGCCAAGAAUGUGAACACGAUGGAUCCUAAAGCCGUGGAGACCAUUGUUAACACGGAAUGGACCAUUUCCGGAGCUGCGCCACCCUUACGAGAGCUCAACAUUACGACCAAGUGGGAUGUUGAAUUAGACCGAGCGUGCGCACGUCCCGGGUUUCAGCCAUUCGAGUACAUGACUGGCGGUCGAUACAUUGGUGAAUUGAUUCGCUUGAUCCUGUUCGACUACCUUACCUCCAAAGGAGGGCUUUCCAAGCGAGUCCUGCCAGCGAACCUGGUUCAAGAGUACGCCUUGACAACCACCUAUAUCUCCGACAAUGUGGCGAAAGCCCGAUCAGAUCAAGACCUUGCAAAAGUGCUGAACGAAUCGCUUCCCCCACCCGAGAGCAGCGACUGGCGUUGGGAUACGCGAACCGCCGGUGCAUUCCGACGAAUUGCACGAGCAGUGCAGAGACGAUCGGCAGGACUAAUCGCCGCGGCCGUGAUAGGGCUCUUGGCCUGUUGCCGCGAAAUUGAAUUGAAGGAAGACAGCAAUGUCAACACCCCCGAAGUCGCCGCUUCCCCACAAAGCAAUGGAGACGUCCCCAUAACCAGUAGCACAGCUACCCCGUCAUCCAUCGCAACACCCGGCAACAGUGUCCACGGCCACGUUGUCCCCGUUCUACAACCGCUUCCAGCAGACUGGCAGUUCGGCCCUGAAGAGCUAGUCGUCGCUUAUACGGGCGGCAUCAUUCAACAUUAUCCGCAGUUCAAGGAGAUGUGCCAACAACAUAUUGACCGCUUGAUCAUGCGCACGGGUCCACAACGGGGAGGAAAGUCUGUCUUUUUGCGAGAAGCGUCGGAUGGUGGCGUUAUCGGUGCAGGUGUCUUGGCUGGCAUGGUUGUCGGCAAGUAAAAAGGAAAGGGAAACUUAUAUUGAUCUGUUACGCUUUACGAUUCUGGGCCAUAGCCAAUGUUCGGCUUAUUCUGCGCAUUGCUGUUCCAUCCUGCUCAUAGAAGUGAAUUGAUUCUCGCGGUGAGAGGACGCGAGCGCUGUCGUGUAAUUUUUAAGAGACAACGUCUCGAGCAUGCUUUGAAUCAGAACCUUCGGAGACGAUCUGAACGCGCACGAAAACAUAAAGCUCCUGCUUGCGCGGCUCUGCCGUGGAUGGGGCGUAAUGGGGAAUACUAGGCCGUUCCUGAGGAAUGCGGGUCCCGGCUUGUGAUGCACGGGGAUCUUCACAACGGCUUUUCAUAGCCGCUCGACAAAAGCUAAGCUUGAGCCCGUAAAGUAUCACCUGAAAUCCUCGGAUACAGAACCCAGGCUUUGCGUACCCACUGCCCAAAUGUUAUUUUCCGCGGCAAUGGCUGAAGCCAGAUACUCGUGAGUUUGAUGGCUGGGUAUGCCCACUCGAUCUCGAUAUGCCGUGUCAAGGAGCCAAACAUGCAUUUCGAAUAGCCCAAGCCGCGAUAUAUAUCCAGCAUUUACUUCCACACUCUUGCUGGGCUUGAUUCGACGUGAUUGCGUUCUGCAAUAGCUUAUAUCAAUCGGAACAUGUUGUUGCGUACGCCACGUUUCAUAGCACUUGGUUUUCCGUCUUCAUAUUCAAUGCCUGCAGCGCCUCCGUCGCCAGACAUUCGUUCUAAGCGUUCGCGAAGCUCUGCAUCGGCCUGGGCAGUUGUUUUGGUCUUAUUUGGGAUCGAUGGUUGCUUAUCGGUGGUUGAAGGAGUCUCGCUAUUCGUGCUCGUGGAUGAUUGGGUUGAAGGAUUUUUUGAAGAAUCUAUGGAUCAAAGGACA
Penicillium brasilianum is the source of this 3778-nucleotide messenger RNA. Lineage: Eukaryota; Fungi; Ascomycota; Eurotiomycetes; Eurotiales; Aspergillaceae. The record is from the annotation of a GenBank genome assembly.